AUGAAUGAUUCGACUGAGGGGAUCCAAGGACCCGUGUCGAUUCCCCUCGCGACCCAGGAGGGCUCCUCGCACCCACAGCCCCAGAUAAUCUACAUCAACACGAGACCCAACCCCGCCAACCUUACGUCCUCUGUCUCGUCAGCCGCGUCCUCAUCAAACCCCUCUACCCCAUCUACGCCUACAGCACCGACGCCUGAAAAAAAGGACGAGGGCUUUAUUCAAACCAUCCUAGACUCCAACCCUUACUUCUCCGCAGGAUUCGGUCUCAUGGCCGUUGGUGCAGGACUGACCAUUCUGCGCAAGGGAACCGUAACAGGAGCAUCCGUCCUUCGUCGUCAAUUGCUUGUCACACUCGAGAUCCCAAGCAAGGAUAAGUCCUAUCUCUGGUUUCUCCACUGGAUGUCGUCCCAGUCCAGAGGCGCUGGAUCGAUAUCAGGAGCAGCAGCAACAACAGCAGGGGGAUCAGAGGCAUCAUCUAGGACAGUAGCACCAAAGCGCCUGGGACUUUUCACAAGGUGGACAGACCGUCUGGCUGACAGGAUCAAUAAGCGAUCUCAGUUCUUGGCGGUCCAGACAGAGUUUAAGCAGCAUGACAAUGGAUCUGUAUCAACACGGUUCAAUCUCGUCCCCGGUAACGGCAAGCAUCUGAUUCGGUACCGCGGCGCAUGGAUCCAGGUUGAGAGAACGCGUGAUGCCAAGAUGAUGGAUCUGUCAACAGGCGCACCUUGGGAGACAGUGACACUGACGACUCUGUCACGCGAUCGAGCUGUGUUUACAGUGCUUCUGCAGGAGGCUCAGAGGAUGGCGCUGAUGAAUCAGGAGGGCAAGACGGUGAUCUAUACCAGCUGGGGACCAGAGUGGAGGCCAUUUGGGCAACCGAGAAAGAGGAGACUGUUGGAGAGUGUGAUUCUGGAUGAGGGGAUUGCAGAGAGGGUGGUGAGGGACGUCAAGGAAUUCGUAAAGAAUGAGAAGUGGUAUGGGGAUCGAGGAAUCCCAUAUCGUCGUGGAUAUUUGCUGUAUGGACCACCCGGGAGCGGCAAGACGAGUUUCAUUCAGGCAUUGGCAGGAGAACUGGAGUACAACAUCUGCAUCCUUAACCUGAGCGAGCGCGGGCUAACGAAUGACCGACUGAACCAUCUGCUGACAAACCUGCCCGAGAGAAGUAUCAUGCUGCUCGAGGAUAUCGACGCUGCUUUUGCAAAGCGCGACACGACACAAGAAGGAUUUCAUUCGAUGGUUACGUUCAGUGGCCUUCUUAAUGCAUUAGACGGUGUUGCAUCAGCAGAGGGCAGGAUCAUUUUUAUGACGACCAACCACAUUGAGGUCCUUGACCCGGCCUUAAUCCGCCCUGGACGUGUUGAUCUGAGAGAAUAUGUAGGGGACGCGACCCCUGAUCAGAUCCGGAGGAUGUUCAAGCGCUUUUACGAGGGUCAGGAUGAAUUGGCGGAGAAAUUCGUAGCAUCAUUGGCGGGCAACAAGGUCAGCACGGCGGCCUUGCAGGGUCAUUUUGUGCACUUCAAGGACCGGCCUGAGAAUGCAUGUGCGAGCAUCGAGUAUCUGUUCGUCAAGGACCGAGUCGAUUGA
Messenger RNA from Gamsiella multidivaricata, 1584 nucleotides. Its product is annotated as BCS1 N terminal-domain-containing protein. The transcript has 3 exons. Lineage: Eukaryota; Fungi; Mortierellomycota; Mortierellomycetes; Mortierellales; Mortierellaceae. Gene Ontology annotation, biological process: protein insertion into mitochondrial inner membrane from matrix; mitochondrial respiratory chain complex III assembly. The record is from RefSeq and is a predicted model, not a curated record. Gene Ontology annotation, molecular function: ATP binding; ATP hydrolysis activity. Bases 1 to 1584 code for a protein of 527 amino acids. Gene Ontology annotation, cellular component: mitochondrial inner membrane.